Molecule: messenger RNA, 1032 nt
Organism: Onthophagus taurus
Lineage: Eukaryota; Metazoa; Arthropoda; Insecta; Coleoptera; Scarabaeidae
Source: RefSeq, a predicted model, not a curated record
AUGCUAUCUUAUUCAGCUAAUUUCAAAAAUCAAAAUGUUAUAAUUAUCGAGGAUAUCAAAUUUGUGAACAAUGGAGAGGAUGGGGUAAAUGACUACACUUACACGUUAGAUCCUAGCGUUCAAAAAGCUAAAGUAACGUUUUCUCAAGAUUACCUUAAAUAUGAUAAUCGUACCUAUUUAAUUAAACUACCGAAAGUGAUUGUAAAAAACGAACGAUUUACGCUUGAAGUGGUUAUUGUUGUUUUGGAUGAGCUGGUAUUGAUAGAUUCGCAUAGUACACAACGUUUUAUUCAUUAUAAAGGAAACUUAGAAUAUUAUUCCGUGUAUAAAACGAAAAAUUUCAUGAUUGUUUAUGAAUUACCGGAGAAAAGAUGUGAAUUUGUUGAAAUUGAACCGAAAAUUCACGGAUAUAAAUCCAAGCAACCAUACCAACCAGUUCCGAACUACACCAGGACAAAAUUACGUACGCUGUUACCAGAAUUGGCCUUCAAUAUAAAACUAUUCGACGGAAUCGGGAAUAACAGCAAAUCUCAACUUUAUUAUUCCGAUUAUGGCACUCUCUUAGUUUUUGAAUCUCGCUAUGAACUUUUCAUGGCUUGGAAAACGAUUUAUACACUAAAAUACACCGUUCCUGCCUACCCAUAUCUACAAAAAUCGGACGAUAUUUACGUUUUAGACAUGGUUGUAGUGGACGAUGUUCUUCCAAAUGCUUUCAUAAAAACUGCAAAAACCAAAGUGUAUUUGCCGGAAUCGUCGAAAUUAAUUUCUGCAAAUAUAACCGAAGAUGCUGACGUGAAGAUUGCGGACAAACAAACUAUAACAACCGCUUUAGCACCAUCAAGAGAAAUCGUUGUUUUUGAAAGUUUUGAUUUGGUUAAUGGUUUGGCACCGAAUUUCCGUGUGGUUUAUAAAAGGGGGCCGAUUCAUGUUUUUAAACCUGCCUUUUACAUCAUUACUUACGUAGAAUCAAUUUUUCUGUUUUACUUAUUUGUUAGUUAUGUAAAAUCUGUUUUGGUUUUACAAAAGUCCUAG